AUGGAUAGAAAGGAUCUACAGGAAACGGCCAGCAAUUUAGCCGAUAAGGCUACAUCGAAAAAUGCCAGCACAAAUUCUCUGGAUACGGAUUCGAAAUCCAGUUCAAUCGGUUCAAAACAUGGUAAUGAAACGGGAUCAUCGAAAGACACGCCCUUUACCUAUUUGGAGGGUGAAGAAGAUCAAGACUUGAAGAAUGAUGUUACCUAUGUUUGUCCCUAUCGGGGUCCGGCAAAUGGAGCUUUGACUAUAACCAAUUAUCGUUUGUAUUUCCGUUCGUUGCCGUUGAGGGACCAUGAACCGCCCGUAGUGGUGGAUAUACCAUUGGGUGUGAUAGCUCGGGUGGAGAAAAUUGGUGGAGCCUCAUCGAGGGGCCAGAAUUCCUAUGGUAUUGAAAUAUUUUGUAAGGAUAUGCGGAAUCUGCGCUUUGCCCACAAACAACAGAAUCAUUCCAGGCGUACAGUAUUCGAGAAGUUGCAGUCGUAUGCCUUUCCCUUAUCGUAUAGUGGAAAGUUGUUUGCCUUUGCCCAUGCCGCUGCAAUUGGCAGUUCGGGGGCUGGGGAGAAUGGUUGGAAUGUGUAUGAACCAUUGGCGGAGCUGAGGCGUUUGGGUGUACCCAAUGAUAUGUGGAGGGCGACGAAAAUCAAUGAGAAUUAUACGGUGUGUGAUAGCUACCCGGCCGUGUGGGCAGUUCCCAAACAGGCAUCUGAUGAUUUUUUGCGUAGAGUGGCGCAGUUCCGUUCGAGGUGUCGUUUACCCGUUCUGUCAUGGAUGCAUCCCAGAUCCCAGGCGACGAUAACGCGUUGCUCCCAGCCAUUGGUGGGAGUGGGAGGCAAACGUAGCGCCGAUGAUGAGCAGUAUUUGAAUUAUAUUAUGGAGGCUAAUGCCCAAUCGGACAAAUUGGCAAUUAUGGACGCCCGACCAAGUGCCAAUGCUAUUGCCAACAAGGCCAAGGGUGGUGGUUACGAGUCGGAGGAGGCCUAUAAAAAUGUUGAGAUACACUUUUUGGACAUACACAAUAUCCAUGUGAUGCGGGAGAGUUUGAGGAAGGUGAAAGAGGUUUGCUAUCCCACGAUUGAUGACUCCAAGUGGUUGUCAUCGAUUGACAAUAGCUUGUGGUUGAAACACAUCAAGUGUAUUUUGGCCGGGGCGGUGCGGAUUGUGGACAAGGUGGAGACAAUGAGUACCUCGGUUGUGGUCCACUGUUCCGAUGGUUGGGAUCGCACUGCCCAAUUGACGGCCUUGGCAAUGUUGUUAUUGGAUCCAUAUUAUCGGACAUUGCGGGGUUUUGAGGUCCUAAUCGAAAAGGAAUGGCUGUCGUUUGGCCAUAAAUUCCAACAGAGGAUUGGUCAUGGUGAUAAUCGCCAUUCCGAUGCUGAUCGUUCUCCGGUGUUUUUGCAAUUUAUCGAUUGUGUGUGGCAGGUGUCACAGCAAUAUCCGAAUGCCUUUGAAUUUAAUGAACAUUUCCUCAUCACCAUCAUUGACCAUUUGUAUUCGUGUCGUUUUGGAACUUUUCUGGGAAAUACCGAAUAUGAUAGGGUGCAGGAAGAUCUCAAACACAAAACAAUCUCCCUUUGGACUUACAUCAAUUCCUCAAUUGAUCAAUAUUUAAAUCCCUUAUAUCCCUCGUUUACCCAGGGUGCCCAAACAGUGUUACGGCCCAUUGCCAGCAUGCGUAUUGUUAAGAUAUGGAAGGGAUUGUAUUGUCGUUGGAAUCCCAGUAUGCGACCACAAAAUAAAAUCUAUAAUCGUACCCGGGAACUAUUGGCAAUGCAGGAGCAGUUAGUUAAACAGGUGACCGAAAAACGUUUAAAGGCCAAUAUGCGUCAGAAUACCCAAGCUGCUUCGCGUCUGGCAUCUCCAAUGCAUUAA
Messenger RNA from Musca vetustissima, 1869 nucleotides. It is a transcript of the gene mtm, whose product is annotated as myotubularin-related protein 2. Gene Ontology annotation, biological process: dephosphorylation. Bases 1 to 1869 code for a protein of 622 amino acids. The transcript has 2 exons. The record is from RefSeq and is a predicted model, not a curated record. Gene Ontology annotation, molecular function: phosphatidylinositol-3,5-bisphosphate 3-phosphatase activity. Lineage: Eukaryota; Metazoa; Arthropoda; Insecta; Diptera; Muscidae.